This is a messenger RNA of Penicillium psychrosexuale, 771 nucleotides long. Its product is annotated as dipeptidyl peptidase III. The coding region runs from base 1 to 771 and encodes 256 amino acids. The record is from RefSeq and is a predicted model, not a curated record. Gene Ontology annotation, molecular function: dipeptidyl-peptidase activity. Gene Ontology annotation, cellular component: cytoplasm. The transcript has 3 exons. Lineage: Eukaryota; Fungi; Ascomycota; Eurotiomycetes; Eurotiales; Aspergillaceae.
AUGCGGUGUGCCCAUAUCUUGCGCUUCAUCGAGACAGCCAUACAUGAACUUAUUGGCCACGGAACUGGAAAACUGCUAGCCGAGACUGCCGCAGGUAACUUCAACUUUGAUCAUAAGAACCCGCCGAUUAGUCCAGUCACAGGCCGGCCCGUACAGACUUGGUAUGGACCGGGAGAGACGUGGAAUAGUGUGUUUGGAAAAUUGGCCCCGACGGUGGAAGAGUGCAGAGCUUUCCUAGUCGCGAACUAUCUGGCUGACAACAGGGAUAUUCUCGUCCUGUUUAGAUAUGAUCAGAAUAGUACCCCGACAGCAGAUGACCUCAUAUAUUACACAUACGUCCAAAUCGGAGUGGGCCUUCGAGCACUUCAUAGCUUCAAGGUCGAAGACCAGGUCUGGGGAGGUGAUCAUGACCAGGACGGAGAUGGUACGCUGUGGGUAGAGCACGACCCCAUUGCCAAAAGGCUCUUCAUUCACGUCGACCGCUCUAAAGUCGUCUCCCACGGCAAACCCUCGAUUGGGCGUAUGCUGUGCAGGAUCCAUAUAUGGCACUCUACGGCCGAUGUUGAUGCAUGCCGCCCCUUCUAUGAGGAUUUGAGUGCCGUUGAUGGUGAAUACGAGAUUUGGAGGCAAAUUGUGGUCUCGAACCCGGAGCCGAUGUGGAAGUUCGUGCAACCCAACACGUUUCUGAAAGAUGAUGGCACGGUUGAGCUAAGGGAAUACGAGGCGAACAAUGUAGGGAUCAUCCAAUCGUUUUUUGAACGGAGGAUUUGA